This is a messenger RNA of Penicillium griseofulvum, 744 nucleotides long. RefSeq names its product demethoxyubiquinone hydroxylase family protein. Gene Ontology annotation, cellular component: mitochondrial inner membrane. Gene Ontology annotation, molecular function: 3-demethoxyubiquinol 3-hydroxylase activity. Bases 1 to 744 code for a protein of 247 amino acids. The transcript has a single exon. NCBI's taxonomy places the organism in Eukaryota, Fungi, Ascomycota, Eurotiomycetes, Eurotiales, Aspergillaceae. The record is from RefSeq and is a predicted model, not a curated record. Gene Ontology annotation, biological process: ubiquinone biosynthetic process.
AUGUUGUCUUUAUCUAUUCUGCGCAAGGGCGCCUUGUCGCAUUGCCGCUAUGCUGCACCAGCAACAACUCCGAUUUUGCUCGAUUUCCUCGUCCCAUCAACAUUUAAGCAUGGUCACCGUCGGCAGGCUUCAACUACAGCCGGCACCCCCAGUGGCUCCAAGCCUCUAUAUGUUCUCAGCAAAGAGCAACGGGAAUUCAUGGACAGUGCCCUACGUGUGAACCAAGCUGGUGAACUCGCCGCGACCCUAAUCUACAAAGCCCAAACGCCUCAGAUCGUCCGGUCAUACCCACACCUCCGACCCUUGAUGAAACACAUGUACGAUCAAGAAGCAGGGCACCUCAAAACCUUCAAUCACUUGAUCGCCAAGCAUCAGAUCCGUCCGACAGCCAUGUACCCGGCGUGGGAGGUCGCUGCCACAUUUUUGGGUUGGUCGACUGCGGCAUUGGGUCGCGAAGCUGCAAUGGCAUGCACCGAAGCCGUGGAGACUGAAAUUGGGACACACUACAACGACCAAGUAAGAGAGAUUCUGUCUUGGGAGGCAGAUGCUGAGAGACGGGGGGAGGAGUUGGAUGAAGAACUCAAGGAAAUGUUGGCCACAUUCCGGAGAAUUCGUGACGAGGAACUAGAACAUCUCGACCAUGCCGUGGCCAACGACUCAAAGGAGGCAAGACCCUACGAUCCGCUCGUCAAUAUCAUUCGCUUUGGAUGCAGAACUGCCAUAAAGAUCAGCGAGAAGAUCUGA